Molecule: messenger RNA, 4863 nt
Organism: Symsagittifera roscoffensis
Lineage: Eukaryota; Metazoa; Xenacoelomorpha; Acoela; Convolutidae
Exons: 27
Coding region: 324-4823 (1499 amino acids)
Molecular function (GO): protein binding
Source: RefSeq, a predicted model, not a curated record
CGUGGCCACGUCUUACUGUGAUCGACUCAUCAAAAUUAUCUGACACCUCAACUUCUUCUCCUGCUCCAAAAAUCUUUGAUGAGUCGUUUUGGUAUCGGGAUCUUCCAAUUCUCAUUGGUGGCUUGGCUCCAGGAACCGAAUACAACCUGACUGUUACUGGUUUAGCUCGUCACUGUCCAAAUGGCGAUGAGAACUUGGUCUACACGUGUCUUAUUUGCACAGUCCCAGAUUACAUCAACAGCUCGACAGCUCAAGUUGGAUACGAAGGAAGAACAAUAUUUUUCCAUGGAAUAAGCGGUGUAGUCGAUGGUUCUUUUUCCUCCAUGCACUACUCACUCUCAAGUGUCGAUGAAAAAUGUACCGAGACAGCGGGGAGCUUCACCGAUUUGAGUGUGAGACAAAACAUUGUCAAUGUGGCGAUGGAGUGUGUGUACCAACUUUCCAUAGCAGCUCAAUGUGGAAACAUGAGCGGACCAUCGACAAACUUCACAAUUGUCAUGCCAGGCGAGGUAGUAAUGGACCAAGACAUCUGGAGCAACUCUACGUCAGCUGAAAUCAUUCUCACUGAAUUAAACGACAGCCUUUCUCUGAAACAUGUUGACUGCUAUACGGCGAUCGGAGCGAGUUGUACCAAUGUAAGCAUAGAGGUGAAAUUUAACAAUUCUAUUGUUCUGCAUGGCUUGAUCGCAGGAGAAUCCUACUCAAUUGGAGUAAUCUUAGAAGACGACACUGGAAAAAUUUACUACAAUGAAGCACAUGUCUGUACGGUCCCAAGAGGUGUGGAUCUUUCUUACAUCGCGAUAAAACAACAGUCGGACGUGGUUUAUUUGGGAGCAUCAACUCAAUCUGACGUGACAUCUGUCGAUGGAAAAAUCGAUGGAUUCAGAAUUAAAUCAAUCACUCCUGUUGCCUCAGUGAUGUUUCCAGCAGGACUGGAUAACGCGUCUGCAGAUGGAGCAAUAGCAGUGAAAUUUCCUCCCGCCGACAUUUUUAGAAUUCAAAUUGCGAGUUACAUAGAAGGUUGUCAAAAUGUCGAGUCUUACGAAAUUGCUACUUUCGAGUACUGCUCAGGCCCCGAACCGGUUCUGAACCUGCAACAAAUUCCUUCCAAUGAAUUUGCCAUUUUGUUGUCGUGGGAUGAACCCGCCGACACCCGACGAAUAAGGCCAGAUGGUUAUGAAAUUACAAUUACAACCUUAAGUGGGAAGACCCUAAUAUCCGCGUGGCUACUGGCUUCGACUCAAAACAAUCAGAAUGCCUACACUUUCGAUUCAUCGUCGAUCAAAUCUCUACCAGUUGCCACUGAAUUCAUAUGUUCAGUGCGCACUUCAAUUCCAAACCCCUGUCGAUCAAAAGACGAAUUUCAAGAACUGUUUUACGAUUUCAAUUUCAGCACUCGAAAUAUAAGCUGCAAAACUCGAGGUUUUGGCGGCGAAGCACAAGAACCCAGUUUCGCUUUCUUCAGUCCUACAUUAAUAAUUCUCCAAUGGAAAACGCCGGAUGAGUUUUUGAACCAGUUUGAAGAUGACUACUACUCAAUUCUUCUCAACGGGCAAGAGAAGCAUUCCGUCGCGCCAAAUUCCACAGUUCUAAGUGUAGCAGUAACAAUCGAGCUGUGUACCUCCCAAAAUGUGACCAUUGUGCCAAGGCGAGAAGGACUGGCUGCUCAAGUUGUCGAAAUCAGCGUCAGGAACUGGGAAGAUGAGAUUUCAAUGAAAAGAGAUUUGGGACACUUCAGACGGGCUGUUAUGGAGCAAUGCGGUGUUUGUCCUUCAAGGCUACUGGACCAAAUAUGCCAGAUCCCAUUUGAGCAUAACGGUCAGCAAUAUAACACAUGUGUCCCAAUAACUUCAAAGAAUGACCUGCAGUGCAAGGACAGAUCUGUAAACAUUUUAACAUGCUACUACGAUGAAGAAAAUUUAUGCAAACCCCCUGAACCUAAGCUGGGCCCGAUUUCAUUCUCUACUCUCGUGGCGGGCCAAGCAGUUCGUAUUUUCUGGAAUGUGUCGUCUGAUUUAUACAACGACUUCGAACUCAUUGUCAAUGGACAGCCACAAGAACCAAUAAAAACGACAACAUUCAAUGCGACCAAUUUGACUGGAGGUUUGGCUUAUGAAAUACAAGUGUACAUGAACAGCUUCAAGCGACGAAUUGGACCACAAAUUCUGAUCUUCAACCUAAGUAACUCUGAUGAAAAUUUGGCAUCUUCGAACAUCACUACAAAUUCAGCUACCUUGAUAGUCGCUUUAUCUGACCCAGGGGCACAACUAAACAUACCAUCAUCUUCAUCAUGUGCAGUCAAUCAACUGCAGCUUACAGCUGAAAUUGAAGAAGCUGACUAUGUUUCCUUUUUCAUGGCACAAAACGAAAUACUGUCGAAGCGCUCUUCCGAAAGAGUGGACGUUUCUAGCAUACUGCAAAUAGAUCAGUUGGACGCUGGCCUGCUGUUUUGUUUUCACGUGUCCCCCGUUAAUGCGUGCACUAAUGGAACGAUCACAGAAAGAACAAUGUUCAACUGUGCACCAAUUGUGCCACAGCCUCUGAACGAGCUGACCAGCAAUCUAACAUUGGUAGCUGCGAGUGGUUCCAAUGAUGACGCUGUCCGCAUCAGAGCGAUGCUGAAUCACAGCACAGUCUCUGAGUUUGUAGAUGUGAAUGUCAUUUGCACCGUCCCCAACAUAACACUGAUCGAAAACAAUGGAGUGAAGAUUAUGAUCAAAGAAGACAACGAAAAUGUCAUAACCAACAAAUCCACUGAAUGCAGAACCGCAAAUUGUGCAUCUAAAACAGAAGAGGAUGAAAUCCAGUUUGAAUCACAGGUGCUUUCGGCUGAUCAUCGCGAGCCAGGGCUGAAAUGUCAAGUUGUGAUUUUUACCCGGACUGGACCCUCAGAAUCGGACCAUACCAUCGUAACUCAUUUUGAGGAACCCAAUGCAGUGGAGAGUUUGAUCAUUUACUCUGUGGACGAGACAUCACUUGGAGUUUCCUGGCUUCCUCCGAAGGUUGGACACUUCCUUCAUUUCGUGGUCGAAGUCAAAGCACUAGAUGGAAACUUGGUCGAGUCUCAAAAAGUAGAUAGCUAUCUGCAGUACAAAGUGUCAAACCUGGUGCCUGGAUCGACCCAUGUUGUCUCUGUCUUCACAGUGAGUGACCCUGAUGGCCAAGUUAGAUCUGAAGCAGUCACAAGAGUGCAAGAUGCAGCACCAAUGCCUCCAAAAGCAUUAUCCGUGAUGCCAUCAAUUGAUCACCGCACUUUCAUUGUCAACCUUGAACCGCCCCAAAGAGGAUAUUUCAAGUGGUUCGAAAUCGAAAUCAACGAACAAAAUGAGCAGGGCAAUGACAUCAUUUCAACUCAGAACAUUCUAGAAAAUAGUUCACUCGUGCUGCCUCUAAUGUUGAAAAAUGACGAGCAAAAUACUGAGAUUAAAUUGGCUAAGUUUGCUGCUGUUUAUUUGCUGAAGGUUAGAUGCGUGAGCAAAAAUGGACAGCGCAGUAUUCGCUAUGGAAGCCAAGAUGUCAUUACAGGACUGCCACCAACUGAAGUUUCAAUCCAGGAGGUGUCCAAGAAUUCUGAUCACUUUUGUUUCCUGUGGAAGACAAUUGGUUCAUUUGCGGGUAUCGUGAACAAACUUCAAGUUGUUGUGAUUCAGGACAAUACUUUUUUGAGGGAAAGCAAGUCAUCCGAUGUAUCUCUUGGCUCUUCGCAGAAAGGUGUGGGGUUGAUUUGUUUCGAGUACAUCUACAACUACACAUCGGGUGAUGAGAUAAACCUCAAUUUGAUCUUUUCAAGAGAGUUUGGACCAAGUGGUCUGAAGACGUCAGCCCCCUCCAUCAACAAGAAAAUAAAUCUUUUCCCACGUAUCGAUUUCAAUUUGGACAUCAGUUUCAAUUGCACUUCUGAUGACUGCGUUCUCUGUGUCACUGACAACGAACUCAUUGUUCAAAACUAUCUCGACUUCGAAGCGAAGUUAUUUGUAAAGCAUCACAAUGGCUCAAUGGAGAACGAACUGGCUCGAGAAUUCAGGCUGGAAAACUCAGGCUGCGAAAUAGAUAUGAGUUUUUGUAGCUUCCACCUUUCGGAGUUAACUUCAGCAUCAAACUACUCAAUUGAUUUGCAGCCAUCUGUUUUUGGUGUUACAAUGCCUCAAGUUUUCAAAAUGGAUUUCUACACACUUAAAGCGAAGGAAAAAACAGAGGAAAGAACAGAGAUGAAACUAUAUCUCAUAAUUACAAUCAGUGCUUUUGGCACGGUUGUCGCCGCUUCAAUUGUCUGUGCGAUUCGUGCCUUCAAAUGUGGAAGCCACAAGGUCGGGCCACACUCAACAACAGCUGAUGACAAUGAAGUCUACAACGACCCCAGCGAAUUCUAUGAGCCAGGCUCGACAACAGAUGAAGGAAAUGAAUUCUACCAAAAUCCCAGCGAAUUAGAAGGAAAUGAAUUCUACCAAAAUCCCAGGGAAUUAUAUGAGCCAGGCUCGACAACAGAUGAAGGAAAUGAAUUCUAUCAAAAUCCCAGCGAAUUAGAAGGAAAUGAAUUCUACCAAAAUCCCAGCGAAUUAUAUGAGCCCGGCUCAAACAUCACGAACGCCGCCAUCAAUUUACGAGCAAACACUCUGAAUGCAGAUGAUGCCAAUUACAUUUUACCGACUAACGCAGAUGAUGUUAUACCAAGUUACCAUGUUCCACUGGAACCUAUGAGCAUAAAUCCACUGGAACCUAUGAGCAUAAAUCAAACUUAUGAAAAUCAAAUGACUCGAACAUCUGAAAUAAUGGAAUCAAUUUUCACUGACAGAAACAUUUAUGUCGAUGCCCCAACAUCUUAAAACCGUGCACAAGUAGCGCCGUUGUACAUUUUAAUUAAAA